Elgaria multicarinata webbii is the source of this 2007-nucleotide messenger RNA. It is a transcript of the gene PRODH, whose product is annotated as proline dehydrogenase 1. The record is from RefSeq and is a predicted model, not a curated record. Gene Ontology annotation, cellular component: mitochondrion. NCBI's taxonomy places the organism in Eukaryota, Metazoa, Chordata, Lepidosauria, Squamata, Anguidae. Bases 166 to 1692 code for a protein of 508 amino acids. The transcript is spliced from 14 exons. Gene Ontology annotation, molecular function: proline dehydrogenase activity; FAD binding.
CCGCAGCAGCCGCGGCAGCCGCCCCCUCUGCCGCCCCCGCGCGCGGUGGACUUCGCGGACGCGCGGGAGGCUUUCCGGAGCAAGAGCAGCGGCGAGCUGGCGCGCGGGCUGCUGGUGCUGCGCCUCUGCUCCGCGGGGCCGCUGGUGGAGCGCGCCGAGCAGCUGAUGCAUCUCAGCCAGAAGCUGCUGGGCCAGCAGCUUUUUGAGCAGCUGAUGAAGAUGACCUUCUAUGGGCAGUUUGUGGCCGGGGAGGACCAAGAAGCCAUCAAGCCCCUCAUCCAGCGCUACCAUGCCUACGGCGUGGGCUCCAUCCUGGACUACAGCGUGGAAGAGGACCUCACCACAGAAGAGGCGGAGAAGAAGGAACUGGACUCCUGCACUUCCGCGUUUGAGAAGGAGACGGGCAAGCAGAGAGAGAAACGCUACAGCGUGCAUCGUAAGUUUGGCGACCGCCGGGAUGGCGUCAUCAGUGCUCGCACCUACUUCUAUGCAGAUGAAGCCAAAUGCGACCGGCACAUGGAGAUGUUCUUGAAAUGCAUCGAGGCUUCAGGUGGCAGCUCAGAAGAUGGAUUCUCUGCCAUCAAACUCACGGCAUUAGGAAGACCUCAGUUCCUGCUGCAAUUCUCGGAGGUGCUGGUAAAAUGGCGCCGGUUCUUCCACCAGUUGGCUGCAGAGCAGGGCAAGGUUGGUCUGGCAGCCCUGGAGACCAAGCUGGAGGUGGAGAAGCUGCAGGAGGCCCUGGACAAGUUGGGGAUUGACACCAGAGGGGAGAGCCAGCACUGGUUCACGGGCGAGAAGCUGGGCGUGUCUGGAACGGUGGACUUGCUGGACUGGAACAGCUUGAUUGAUCCCCGGACGGAGAUCUCCAAACUCCUGCUCAUCCCAAACAUGGAGACAGGGCAGCUGGAGCCCCUCCUCUCUCGCUUCACCAUGGAAGAGGAGAAGCAGAUGAAGCGCAUGCUGCAGCGCAUGGACGUCCUGGCCAAGAAAGCUGUCAAGAUGGGCGUGAGGCUGAUGGUGGACGCAGAACAGACGUACUUCCAGCCGGCCAUCAGCCGCCUCACCCUUGAGAUGCAGCGCAAGUUCAACCAGGAGAAAGCAGCCGUCUUCAACACGUACCAGUGCUACCUGAAGGAUGCCUACGAUAACGUGACGGUGGACGUGGAGCUCUCCCGCCGGGAAGGCUGGCACUUUGGAGCCAAGCUGGUCAGAGGCGCCUACAUGGAGCAGGAGCGGAGCCGGGCAGCUGAUGUGGGCUACGACGAUCCCAUCAAUCCGACAUACAAAAAGACCAGUGAGAUGUACCACAGGUGCCUAGACUACAUCCUUGAAGAGAUCCGGCACAGCCGGAAGGCCAACGUGAUGGUGGCCUCCCACAACAAAGACACUGUCAAAUUCGCCCUGCGCAGGAUGGCGAGCCUUGGCAUCCACCCCUCGGAGAACAAGAUCUACUUCGGACAACUCCUGGGCAUGUGCGACCAAAUCACCUUCCCUCUUGGUCAAGCUGGGUUCCCCGUGUACAAAUACGUUCCCUACGGACCUGUGAACGAAGUCCUGCCUUACCUGUCCAGGAGAGCCCAGGAGAACCGAGGCUUCAUGGCCAGAGCCAAGGAGGAGCAGGAACUUCUCUGGAUCGAGCUGAAGAGGCGGCUCUUCUCGGGCACCCUUCUCCACGCACCCAGCCCGCCCUAGCCUGGCACUCCGGCCCGCCACCACCACCACUUUUGGGGUUGGAAUAGAACUGUGGAAAGCCAGUGAAGGCUGGGAGCACCUGACGCCUUCUCGCUUUAACGUCUCGUGGGCCCCUGCAGUUGCUGGGGUCUUUGAUGCUUUGCAUUCUGGGGCUGUACAGGCAGGAGUUUCAAGCAUCUCCUCCACGGCCCACUCCAGCGCUGUGCCCGGCUUAGGCAUAUCGGAACAACCUCCCCGGAAGCGGCCCUGGCUGUACCUGUGUUCCUCGCGUUUGUCAGUCUCUAGGGAUUGUCACUAAUAAAACGUCCCUACAGA